UUCUUUCUCGCUUCUUCUGUGUCUCCGCUCCCUUCCGCUUUCCAGAAACAUUCAAUUUCCCCCAUCGCAGAAGAAGCUCUUCUUCUUAGCUCUCCGUUCCUUCAUUGCUCUGCUUCUCUCCGUUCAUGGCCGGAGCUUCGCAGAAGCACGGGCGUGAUCAGCCUGUGGACUUCCAGGGAUUUCUGAAUGACUUGCAGGAUUGGGAGCUUAAUGUCAAGGAUAAAGACAAAAAGAUGAAGUCUUCACCUGCUUCUGAUAAGAUUGAUGGGAAUGGGAGAUCGGUGCAGAAAAAUUAUGCGGCAGAUUCUUCGAGGAGGACCAUUUCCAGAGGACUUUUCGAUUAUUCCAGGAGCAUUGGUUCGAUCGGCAGGAUAUCAAAUGAUGAGGAUGCAGUGGAUGCUACUUCAGAGAAAGAAUUGGGCAAUGAGUAUUUUAAGCAGAAGAAAUUUGCAGAAGCUAUAGACUGCUACUCUCGGAGCAUAGCUCUGUCACCGACUGCAGUCGCCUAUGCAAAUAGGGCAAUGGGCUAUAUCAAACUCAAAAGAUUUCAAGAGGCCGAGGAUGAUUGUGCAGAGGCCUUGAAUCUAGAUGACCGUUACAUAAAAGCAUACUCGCGUAGAGCUACAGCUAGGAAAGAAUUAGGAAAACUUAAGGAGUCGAUGGAAGAUUCUGAUUUUGCCCUAAGGUUGGAACCUAAUAACCAGGAAAUCAAGAAACAGUAUGAUGAGGCAAAGUCUUUGUACGAAAACAAACUGUUUCAAAAUUUAUCAGGAGGAUCUAAAGCCUCCACAAAAUCAGCAGCAAAAUUAGGAAGGUCAGACAUUAAAGUGAAUGGGGAUGGAGAUGCUUCUGUAACUGUUUCGAGACUGUCCCAGGCUGGAUCAGCAGCUGUUCGGAUAGAUGGGAUUAAGGAGAAUGGUGGUGGAGAUCUUGGGACCAAAGCUCUAUCGAUAGAGGAACUAGAAACCAUAAGCACAGUGACUAGUAGCAGAGCUGAAAGGCAACAUGUCAACAAGCCUCAAGCACCUGCUGGUCCAAGUUCUAGUUCGGAACAAGUACAGUUUUAACAGAAUCGUAGCAAAAAUGAAAAGCAAGAGCUUAAACCUUCUGUACAUGAACUUGCUUCACGAGCAGCUACUCUUGCCGUGGCUGAAGCUGCAAAAAACAUUACACCACCAACUUCAGCUUAUCAAUUUGAGGUUUCUUGGCGACGGUUUUCUGGGGAUCGAGCGCUGCAGGCUCACCUGCUAAAGAUUACCCCUCCAGGUGCAUUACCACAGAUAUUCAAAAACGCAUUAACUGCUCCUAUGCUAAUCGACAUCAUCAAGUGUAUUUCCACAUUCUUCAAAGACAACAUCGAUCUGGCAGUGAAAUACCUAGAGAACUUGACCAAGGUCCCAAGGUUUAGCAUGCUUAUCAUUUCUCUUUCAACACCCGACAAGACUGAUCUUCACAAGAUGUGGGACGAAGUAUUCUGCAGCGAGGCGACUCCAAUUGAGUAUGUAGAGAUCCUCGAUAACUUGCGAUCCGCAUACUGCAUCGGAUGAUUGUACCUGUAGGUGUAACAUACUUCUUCCAAGGUCUAAUGAGUAAUGAUAUAAUAUAUAAGAUGUUCCUCCCCUUGUUCCCAAUCUGCUUGCUUGUGUCUUCUACGUUGCGCCUUGUCAUUGUAAUGCGACAUAGUCCUCGAGUAAAAGUGAUGUAUCAAUAGUGAUCUUACCAUCACUGCU
Messenger RNA from Linum tenue, 1730 nucleotides. The record is from the annotation of a GenBank genome assembly. NCBI's taxonomy places the organism in Eukaryota, Viridiplantae, Streptophyta, Magnoliopsida, Malpighiales, Linaceae.